UAUGCUGUUAGCAGGAUCUCAUCAGCCAUUGGACUUGAGAUCUGAUGUAGACAGCUGGAUCAUCAGACAUUCUGGACCAUAUGAAGACAUGAUAACUUCGAUGGACCAGUCUCUUCAACAAACGCAGCCAAAAAUACCAGGCUAUAACACGGAAUCGGGACCUACGUCGACAUCAUCAGGCUUUUUCUCAGAAGAUUCUCUUGAUGAGGUCCCGUCCCCGUCCUUCCGAUCACAUUCGUCGGAAAGAAACGAUCAGCAUCCCACCGAUAAUCUUCUCGACGACAGCUCUUUAAUUCAACUUUCUGUCAGAGAACUCAACCGACGAUUACAUGGUUAUCCACGCGAUGUCAUUCAGAGAAUAAAGCAGAAACGUAGGACAUUGAAGAAUCGAGGUUACGCACAAAACUGUAGAACCAAAAGAAUUGCCCUUAAAUGUGAGCUGGAAAAAACCAAUCGUUUUCUAAAAGCAGAGUUAGAAAAAGCAUUGCAACAAUCAGAAGCUGAAAGGCAUGAAAAGGAAAGAGCCUACCAAGAAAGAGACUAUUACAAACAGCAACUCUCGCUAUCAAGAGCAAGAAGUUGCUCAGCAUCUUUAUCGAGUCUUUCAUCCAGUAAUAGAAGUAGCCCUGGUGCCCAAGAUUUCUACUUAUGACUUUCAGCUCGAGAUCCCAAGGAUCUGGCCACUCUCACAGGUAAGAUGACAUUCAAAGGUACUUUCCCUGUUUCUUUUUGCAUUAUUGUUAAUGUAUAUUUGAAGCUUAUGGCUGCAAAAGUAGGUACAGUAUAACCCCGAUUUAUCAAUUGUCAAGAGAAAGGAAAAAAUUAUCGUUAACUCAAAGCUAUCGUUAAAUCAAGAAGAAUAGACAUUCAAUGCACUCAAACCGGGACCAGUUAAACCGGGUAUCGUUAAAUCGAAGUUAUACUACACUCAAAAAAGAAAAAAAAAUGAGGAAAAAUUC
Messenger RNA from Uloborus diversus, 959 nucleotides. Its product is annotated as transcription factor MafF-like. Gene Ontology annotation, cellular component: nucleus. The record is from RefSeq and is a predicted model, not a curated record. Gene Ontology annotation, molecular function: RNA polymerase II cis-regulatory region sequence-specific DNA binding; DNA-binding transcription factor activity, RNA polymerase II-specific. Gene Ontology annotation, biological process: regulation of transcription by RNA polymerase II. NCBI's taxonomy places the organism in Eukaryota, Metazoa, Arthropoda, Arachnida, Araneae, Uloboridae. Bases 2 to 652 code for a protein of 216 amino acids. The transcript has a single exon.